AUGGGCUACAUACUCAUGACUUUCGCGUUCAUUCUCAUUGUUUUUCUCUGCAUACGCAAGUUUCUCUUUUUGCUCACAUGGCGCAGCUUUCGUGACGGUCCGUACGUCAUUGGACAGCAUCAGUGGCGACCAGGAAACUUGGCGGGUCCACAAUGGUGCAACGUGUGCCACACCAUCGUCUACGGCAUCCGCAGCUACGUGGUCACGUGCGACAUCUGCGGCAUGUACGCGCACGCGCAUUGUGCGAUCUCUACGAUACGCUUCAAGGGCAUAAAUGGUCCCAUUUCAACUUCUGCUACUGGUGAUGACCCUUUAUUUCCAUUUACGUCAUCCUGUGCCUGUAGAGCACCUGGAGUACUGUUGCCACACGCGACAGUUGCUUUGGACGACAAAGAAGCAGAACUCCCGCUUGUGUCGACGCCGCAACACCACAUGUGGAUCAAGGGCAAUAUCGACCCGACGGACUUGUGCUCAUUGUGCGGCCUUUUCUGUGGAAGUAUCUUGGCACUCUCAGGACUCAAGUGUUCAUGGUGUCAUGUACGAGUGCACGAGGAAUGUUUCCAGCAGGCCUUCGCCCGUACACAUCGACCGCAGCUGCUACGACGUUGCACUUUGGGUCGGCAUGCAAACCUCAUCUUACCUCCGUCGUGUGUCGUAUUGCGUGAAUUUGGCUCGGUUGCUAGCAAGUCGCAGCGAGCAAUUAAUACGGUACGUAGUGCAGCGCAUAUCGCAGUGACGACAAUGUCCAAAAUUCGACUUCGACGGCGACUUGCCAACGACGCAAAACCGCCACCAACUUCACUAACAAGUAAGUUUCGAGGCGAGACUGCUAAUGGAUGGGAGAAUGCGCUUGCGGCUGCAUCGAUCGUCGUGUCUGGAUCUGACGGGCUACCGUAUGAUCUUGUUGAGCCCCCUGAGCAAACCACUCCACUCUUGGUCUUCAUCAACAGUCGUAGUGGUGGCAAAAUGGGGCUGCAUGUUUUACGGCACAUACGGAAGUGGCUCAACCCCGUCCAAGUGUAUGAUUUAUCGCAUCAAAGCCCUAUUGAGCCACUGCGUCGGUUCAUAGGGCUACCGCGGCUACGAAUAUUGGUCUGCGGUGGAGACGGAACUGUAGGUUGGAUACUUGGUGCUUUAGACGAAAUCAGAGCUCCGCGGCAACCACCUAUCGCCGUUCUGCCGCUAGGUACUGGCAAUGAUUUGGCUCGGGUUUUGGGUUGGGGCGCUAGCUUCUCAGCCCCUACGGAUGUGAGCGAACUCCUUAGCGAAGUUGAAGCAGCACACGUUAGUCUGCUGGAUCGGUGGGAAGUAAAUAUCGGCAAGUCGCAAAAGCGCGUAGUUUUGAACAAUUACAUGGGUGUCGGGGUGGACGCUCAAGUGGCGCUCGAGUUCCAUGAACAACGUGAGCGCUCGCCAAGGCUCUUUAUGAAUCAGUUUGUGAACAAGUUGUGGUACAGUCAGUUUGGAGCAAAGAAUUUCCUUGUCCGAACGUGCGCUGGUUUGCCCGAUAAAAUUGUGCUCGUCUGCGAUGGAAAGCUUAUCACAUUUCCUGAAGGAAUAGAGGGUAUCAUCAUCCUCAACAUUAACAGUUAUGGCGGUGGCUCCAAGCUCUGGCAUGAUGACGCUCAAUCCGACAGGGAAGACUCGGACUCGGCUAGCGAGACGGACGAUGACCGAAGCCGGACAAGCAGCGUUGGCAGUCUUGACACCAGCACGCACUUCGGCCCUUCUUCCCCCCAUGACGGUCUACUUGAUGUUGUGGCAGUGUAUGGCACGUUGCAUCUUGGCCAGAUGCAGGUGGGCUUGUCGAACGCCGUACGUUUAUGUCAGGCCAAAUCUGUGAGUCUCACUUUGAAAGAAACGCUGCCUGUGCAGAUCGACGGCGAACCAUGGCUGCAAAAUUCUGAUGAGAUCGACAUAUCGUUUUUGCAGCAAGCGUUCAUGCUUAGUCGUACUGUCGAUGAACGGGAUGUGGUGACGAAAAAAGUUGGUGAGGUGUUAGACUGGGCUGAACAUACACACGUUAUAUCCUCUCGGCAGCAUGAUGUGUUGCUCGCCGAGAUCGCUCGUCGUGCCGCGGAUGGUGCUGCAUCUCGACGGUCGAUUCGUUCUCGUGCUCGUACUACCACUAAUCCGCCACAUUGA
Peronospora farinosa is the source of this 2145-nucleotide messenger RNA. The record is from the annotation of a GenBank genome assembly. Lineage: Eukaryota; Oomycota; Peronosporomycetes; Peronosporales; Peronosporaceae.